This is a messenger RNA of Diatraea saccharalis (sugarcane borer), 2139 nucleotides long. Lineage: Eukaryota; Metazoa; Arthropoda; Insecta; Lepidoptera; Crambidae. The record is from the annotation of a GenBank genome assembly.
UUUCGCUCCGUCGCCUCCGCCGCCGUUGUCACAUCGUUGCGAAAGACCCGCCACGUUUUAGUGUUGUUUGAAAUGUUAUCACUUUUGUGUCUACACGCUCCAACGGCUGUCUAGUGUUUACAAAAUAUUUAUUCGGUGAGUUGGCUUCGUAGAGUCGCGGGCUCGGUACAAGAUGGCGGACGGCGGCACGACGGGUGCGCUGCUUUAUGCAGUGAGCGCAGCUGUCUUGGGCAUGCUGCAGUUCGGCUACAAUACCGGCGUCAUCAAUGCGCCGCGUAGCUUCAUACAGAACUUCAUCAAAGAACAAUACACCGCAUCUCCUAGCCUCAUAUUCUCCGUUAUAGUAAGCAUCUUUGCUGUCGGUGGAAUGAUCGGUUGUCCACUCGCCAGUUGGCUAGUAGAAAAACUCGGACGCAAGAAAGCUCUCAUGAUUAACGCUAUCAUCGGUGUCGCAGGUGCAAUCUUAAUGGGCUUCAGCAAAGCAGCCAGCUCGGUGGAAAUGCUUAUAAUUGGCAGGUUUGUCAUCGGAAUCAACUGCGGCUUCGCCACUACGGCAUCUCCGACUUACGUAUCAGAAGUAGCACCACUUCGUUUGAGAGGGGCAUUCGGAACGGUGAACCAAUUGGCUGUUGCUUUCGGUAUGGUCGGUGCUCAAAUACUUGGAAUCGACGUUAUCCUUGGAAGUGACGAAGGAUGGUCUUGGCUACUUGGUAUAGCUAUUAUCCCAUCAGCGGUACAAUGCGUUAUGCUGCCUUUUGCGCCGGAAUCGCCUCGCUUCCUUUUGCUCGCUGUCCACGACGAACAGCAAGCCAGAAUAGCUCUGACCAAGAUACGAGGAACCACGGAAAUCAACGAUGAAAUCAAUGAUAUGCACGUAGAAGAUCACGCGGCGAAGCAAGAACAGAAAUUCUCUAUUUUAGAUCUUUUCAGAAUAGACUCGUUGAGGAAACCCUUAGUGAUCGGUGUCGUUAUGCAUCUCUCUCAGCAGUUCGGUGGUAUUAAUGCUGUGUUAUAUUAUUCAGGGACUAUUUUUGUUUACGCAGGCUUAGAAGAAAAAGAUGCACGGUUAACGACAAUCGGUGUCGGUAGUGUCCUUUUCGUGAUGGCUCUCGUGUCGAUUCCAUUGAUCGACCGAUUAGGUAGGCGCACUUUGCAGCUAUGCGGUCUUGCUGGCAUGACUGUAUUCUCAGUACUGAUGACAGUGGCCUUCUUUACUUAUGAAAAUAAUACUACUAUGAGUAUAUUCGCUGUGAUCUUUACGUUCUUGUACGUAGCUUUCUUUGGUGUGGGACCAAGUUCCAUUCCGUGGAUGAUACUCUCCGAGUUAUUCGGUCAGGGUGCUAGGAGCGCUGCGGUCAGCGUUGGGGCACUCGUCAACUGGUUUGCCAACUUCGUCGUUGGCCUGACAUUUAUCCCAAUGUCAGAAGGUCUAGGCAAUUACGUAUUCUUGCCAUACACCGCGUUGUUAAUACUGUUCUUUAUCUUCACCUAUUUCAAAUUGCCCGAAACGAAAAAUAAGACAAUAGAGGAAGUCACGGCUCUCUUCAAAUAGUUAUAGUGUCUAAGGCAAAAGCACAUUCCUUUAAGUAUUAAAAUAAAUUAUAUAAUUAUAUUUUGAAAUAAGUUUAACUGUUAAAUGUGAUAAUUAUUACUUUUGUUAUAUUUCAUAAAACGAUGAACAGAAGAACACCAUAUAAGUAAAUUAUUUUAUAGUUCUCAAGUAAAUGUUUUAAGUUUACUUCUUUAAGAGCUACUUUUGUAUGUAAGAUUUUUUUAUGUAACCUAUUUCUAUGUAAUAAAUUUAUUUUGAUUGUUUUAUGUCGAACUUCGUUCGCAUAAAUUAGAAAGACUGAACAUCCUAUUAGAAACUUUAAAAUAUACCCAUUAAAUAUAUCUAAAUCAAGUACUUAUUAUAGAAUUUUAGAAGAAAAAAUAUUUAAAAAAUAGAACUUCAAAAUUGUUAAAAAUAUAACUGUAUUGUACGAUAUUAUAUAAUAAGGCCCCUUGCACAUUUGAUUUUGCUUUGGUAUCGCUCAUGAACACACAAGAUUGUAACGUAUGUUAUUUAUUAUACAUAAAGCGAAUAAAAUUUCAUUACUUUACUAUAAUAAAUCCAUUUGUUGCAUCGCAUUAGGGUGG